CCAGAGCGCCGCCGGUCGCCUGGUAACCGCCCGCUGCCGCUUUAUCCGGGGGCGUCUCCUGGCUGGGGGCGGGGUGGAGCUGGAGUCUCUGCGGGUGCUUGCCCGUCGUGUCCCGGGGCUCUUCUCGGCUCCGCUCCCGCUCCUAUGCGGGCUGCGGCCGCUGCGCUCGCAGCACCCUGGGCCCUGGCGGGCGGCCCCUCCGGCCGGUGGGUCGCGUCCCUGCGAGCACGCCCCGGGCCCGCCGGCGCUCCCCCGGAGCGCCAUGAGCUCGGAGCCGCCCCGCGCCUCGAUACUCCGGGCCCUCUUUAAGAUGGAGCCGGCGGCGGCCGCCUCCGAAGUGCUGUUGGGAGCCUCGGAGUUCGUGAAAGAUCGGUUGUACUUCGCUACUUUACGAGCUAAACCGAAAACUACCGUAAAUACCCACUACUUCUGUACCGAUGAGGAACUAGUCUAUGAAAAUUUCUAUGGAGAUUUUGGACCAUUAAAUUUGGCAAUGUUAUACAGAUACUGCUGUAAACUAAAUAAGAAAUUAAAGUAUUUCAGUCUCUCAAGGAAAAAGAUUGUGUACUACACCAGCCAUGACCAGCGGAAGCGAGCGAAUGCAGCGUUUUUAAUAGGUUCAUAUGCUGUUAUAUACUUGAAGAAAACACCAGAAGAAGCUUACAGGCUGCUUUUAUCUGGAUCUAAUCCACCAUAUCUUCCAUUUAGGGAUGCUUCAUUUGGGAACACCACAUACAAUCUUACGAUCUUGGACUGUUUACAGGGAGUAAAUAAGGCUUUGCAGCAUGGAUUUUUUGACUUUAAGACAUUUGAUGUGGAUGAAUAUGAACACUAUGAGCGAGUGGAAAAUGGUGACUUCAACUGGAUUAUUCCAGGAAAAUUUUUGGCUUUUAGUGGACCACACCCGAAAAGCAAACUUGAAAAUGGUUAUCCUCUUCAUGCACCUGAAGCCUACUUUCCUUAUUUCAAGAAGCAUAACAUCACAACAAUCAUAAGACUAAACAAAAAGAUUUAUGAGGCAAAACGCUUUACUGAUGCUGGUUUUGAGCAUUAUGAUCUGUUCUUCAUUGAUGGUAGCACACCAAGUGACAGUAUAGUGCAGAGGUUCCUGAACAUCUGUGAAAAUGCUGGUGGUGCCAUUGCUGUACAUUGCAAAGCUGGCCUGGGGAGAACAGGAACACUGAUUGCCUGUUACAUCAUGAAGCACUACAAGUUCACACAUGGUGAAGCCAUUGCUUGGAUAAGAAUAUGUCGCCCAGGCUCCAUUAUAGGACCCCAGCAACACUUCUUGGAAGAGAAGCAAGCAAUGUUAUGGCAGGAGGGAGAUCUCAUCCGAUCAAAGCAGAAACAGCAAGGAGUCGAUGGAAACAUUAACAGAGUUCUUAGUGGCUUAAAUGACAUUUCCAUCAGUGACAGCCUGAACAAAGCACCAGACUCGGAUCAGUUCAAGGAGAAUGAUUCUGAAGACAAAAAUGUGGAAGCUCAGGAUGGGAUAACACAGGGAGAUAAGCUGAACGCCUUAAAAAGUCGCAGACAGCCUUGUUCUGCUACAGCUGGAGCUCUGAGGCUGCAAGACAUGAAACUGAACACCUGGUCAAUAUCACAACCCUUCAGACUGACCUCUUCAGGUAGUGCAGAAGGAUCCAUAUCUCCUCUGAAGGCCUCCAGAGUGAUGGCUGUCACUUCACCAUCUGCAGAAAGAAUAAGCAGACUUUCCACAUCCUCAGGCUCUACCCUUAAAAGCGUUUCCAUAAACUCCAGACUAGCCAGUUCUCUAGGGAACCUGUAUGAUUCUUCAGAUGGUGAUGAGAGCAAUAUGACAUCAUCGUCCUCUAGGACAGGUUUUUCUGUAAGCCCUAUCUCCAGUCACCUGAAUGGCAGCUUGCAGCUGCCACACAGAAAAAGCCAUGAACUGAACAACAACUUAUACAACAGAAACAGCUGUAGUGGCAACAACCUGAGCAGCCCAAGCAAUUUUCACAGCGACGUGACAGAUGAGUAUGCACCAGCCUUCCUUUAUGGGCCAUACAGCUCCUCCAGCAGCAUACCAGAGGCCAUUCCUUCAUUCUUUUUAGGGGUUUCCAGUUUUCAAUCCAAUAUACUGACAAAAAUUCAGUCCUCAGAAGUUCAGUCCUCUGCUCCUGUUGAGUAUACUGGAACUAAAAGUCACCACCAGUGGGUGAGAGCAAUCACUCAUCUGAAUAAUAAGUGUCCCUUCAGUCUGGGUAUGUUCAGUACUAAAGCCUUGCUGCUUUGGUGAAACCUGCUGAGCUCUUCAAAUCGGUGUCCUUCAUGAUGGAGAAGAACUGAAGAAGCUGCUAAGCUGCUCAUUAAACGGAGGAACCUGCAAUACAAGAUGUAUUAAUUCCUUAACACCAAGAGGAGACUUCUUAACAGGCAGAAAUUUAUUGUUAAUGACUACUGCAGAUGCACUGAAGUUGAAUUUAUGGAAAUUACUACUCCUUGUUAUAUACAAAUUUAAUUUUUUAUGUUGAGACAGCUUGAAUAUAUUUCUAAUGAGUUUCAUUAAGACAUUUAUUAACUUGUGUACAGUGUUAAAAUAUGUUUUAAGAGAAUAUUUUGGUAAACUAUAUAUAAAAAUUAUGUAAAAACUAGAAUAUAUUUUAAUUUAGGGUCUACUUUGCUACAAAAAUGUGUAUUUUAAAGAAUUUGUACAUGUUUAUCAAAGAUAUAAUUUUUUUAUGAACAAGAGAUUUUUCUUGUUUUAUGGGUCCAUCAUUAUUGCUUAGAGCCUAAUGUAAUUUAUUUUUUUAGUAAUUGGUCUUCUGGUAAUUUGAUGGAAGUCUAACUAGUGAGAGAUUUGUUAUUACAAUAUCAGCUAAAAGCACUUGAUACAUAAUCUGCUUUCCACUUCUGGCUGCUAACGUUUCUUAAGGAAACACAAUGAAAGAAAAAUAAAGGGAAAAUAUUUGUUGAGAUGUGAUGUAAUUACAUCAUCUACUGCAACAAAGAAAUAAUUUAUGUGAUAACUCAAUUGUACAAUUAAUGCUCUUUCAGUUUCUUAAAGGAUUUAUGUUUUGGUUUCAAUGUGGACUGUUGAUUUUGCUAUGCAAUAUAUGCUGCAAAAAUGAAGGCAGACCAGACUGAAGUUGGCAAAAAUGUACAAUGAAUUAGGUAGCACUGCAUACUUGCAUGCUUUUAACCUGCAUUUGGCAGUAUGUGUGCAAUUUCCUUAGCAACACACAGUAUAUGUUGGUCAUAUAUUAAAUUUUUAUCUAUCAAUUGGAUGCUUUGUAAACCCGCACAUUUGUUAUUCAGCAUAUGGCUGAGGUAGCCUCCUGGAAGGCUUUUGUCAUAGUAAAGAUGCUCUUUACUCUGUGGAACAUACAGGUCAGUCAGAUGUGAUUAGGAACGAGGCUUAAGUUGAAAUGGUGUUACAAGGAGGUACUAAAGAUCAUGUGUAAAAUUUUCACAAAUGCAUGAUAAGGAAAAGAAUAUAAGCAAUUGUGAGGAUUUUAUUUGCCCCUCAUGUACAAGACAGAAACAAAACAGAUUUGUUACCUUUUUAUUUUUUUUUCCAAUAGCUGCAGAAACUUGAAAAUAAAACUUAGUUGAGUUGUCAGUCUUUGUUCCUGAAGACCUGUGAAUACCCUGCAUUUGCUUUAUAUCUGAAGUUAAGUGCUACAUCAUUUUUUAAAAGAUGAGAUCACAAAUUGCUAUGGAAAGUUGUACUGAAAGUGUUCAAAAGCAAUACUGAGAGCAGCUAUAAAAAUCAAAAUCACUGAAUAAAAUUUACAUGCAAUACUGUACAUUUUUGCAACUGUGUAUAUGUAACAUAUACACACAAAGUAGCAUAUGUGUGUGUAUAUAUAUAUAUACAAUAUCCUGUAUAUGAAUUAUAGAUUAAUAAGGUAAUUCUACCUCUUAUAAAGAAUUUUCUCAUUUACUUUGUUAUUAAUAUUUUUCUUAAUAAAAUACUGAUUAAUUUUGAAAUGUAGAUAUAUAUAUAUAUAUAUAUAUAUAUACAGCUAAUUGAUAAUAAAAUGCCUGUAUAAGCCAGUUUCCUUGUUUCUUGGUUUUUUCUUAGAUCUUUUGAUGAUUUGAUCUCUAACUGAAGAUAACUUUUUCAAAGUCACCUUUUUUCCUGUAAACCAUGUAAUGUACUUAAAAGUAGGAUAACAUUGCAAAAGGCCACUAGCAAGAUAGGUACCUCUUCUAACAAUCUCUCUAAACCUUCUUGUUUAUGCUUUGUAUAAUGCCAGGUAUUUAAUCAACGUGUUGAUAUUAUGAUGAUGGCAUUAUAUUUCAAAAUACCCUGACUUCAAAGCUGUGUCUGAACUGGGGAAUCCUUUCUGGGUGAGGCCCCUUGUUACAGCUGUAAUAUACCGUGACUUUUUUUGCAUUUGCAACAGGUCUCGUAAUCUCACCAACAGCAGGUUUUUCGUGUAUAAGAAUCUAAACAAUAUAGCUUUCUUCUUCAAUUUAAAACUAAUCACAAAUGGUUUGAACAUUUGUUUAACCGUGUUGCUGAUUUUCAGCAAAUUUGUUGCAUUGCAUGAUUAUUUAUUAGCCUGUCAGCCUCUCCUGCAAUAGAUGUGGACAGUGUGUAACUGUUACACAGCCACUCUAAAGGAAUGGGAAAGCUGGGAAUAGAGUGGAUGCUUUCCAAGUUGCCCAAAUUCUGGUGACAGUCUGAUCUAAAAGACAACAAAAGCUUCUGCAACUGCAUUUGGAUGAAUAAUGGUUGGUGAUUUGGAUGUGCAGAGUAAAUAAUAUACAGGAAGAACAGCUAAUUAAGUGGGUUCUCCUACAUAGGAAUCAAGCUCUCCCUUGGCCUUUUUCUAGACUUUUAUUGGUUUAUUAGAUGAAAUACAUAAAUACCAGUUUAUGUACAACUUUUUUUUAUUCAUAAAUAAAUCAGUAUUCUGCAACAAUCAGCUUCUUAACAACAACAAAAAAAAUUUGGAACAGUGAAAGGUCAGAAAGGUCUUUUAGAAUGUUGUAGCUUUUAAGAAAUUAGCCUGAAAUUUAUUUAUAUAUCCUAUGAUCACUUUUCCUUGAACUUUUCCAUUUCUGUUCCUUCAAAUAUGAAUAUAUCUGGUUCUGGGAGAACAAGUUGUAGUGCACUAGAUCUCUAAAAACAUGAAAGGAUGGAUCAAAUAAAUCUAAAGGUCUCUAUGGGGCAUAAUAUUGUGUGGCUAACAUCUUAUGAAACAGUUAGUCAUCAUAAUCUCUUUUUAAAGUAUGCUUCAUGUCGCCUUCCAGUUAGGGAGGUAUUUCUUGUUACAAAUUCAGAGACUAUUUUUCAAUUGCAGUACUGCAGAAAGAGGAGGAUUUUAGUUUCUAUAAUAACUGUUCUUUACUGACAACUAAACAAUGAAAGGCCUCAAAAGGUUUGACACUUGAUUAGAUCUACGCUGUAAAGUGCAGCAGGCAAAAAAUAUGGUAAUUAAGGGCCUGAUGAAGUAAAUCACUGAGGCAUGUCUUUAACCUUAAGCACAUGAGCCAUCUAAUUAAUUAAAAGUGAACAUAGAUAUUCAUGUUUGUAACGAAUCUACCUUUGGAUCGAUAUUUCUGUCAAUUGUUAAUAUGAGCCUUUUUUAUCAAAUAAAAUAUAUGCUGUAUUGCAACA
Molecule: messenger RNA, 5593 nt
Organism: Serinus canaria (Common canary)
Lineage: Eukaryota; Metazoa; Chordata; Aves; Passeriformes; Fringillidae
Gene: CDC14A
Product: cell division cycle 14A
Exons: 17
Coding region: 263-2260 (665 amino acids)
Biological process (GO): microtubule cytoskeleton organization; positive regulation of cytokinesis; protein dephosphorylation
Cellular component (GO): spindle pole; nucleolus; mitotic spindle
Molecular function (GO): protein tyrosine/serine/threonine phosphatase activity; protein serine/threonine phosphatase activity
Source: RefSeq, a predicted model, not a curated record